UACGUGUGAUGUUAAGUGACGCUGGAUUGCGAAACGCAAGAGAACCAGUAUCCAAUCUUGCAUUAAGGCCCAUUUCCAUAAAAUCAGUAAUUGUCGUGCAACAUUUGUUUUGUAGAAAUAAAUCUCAACGAUAUUGUUGGGCGACAUCUCUUGCGUUGCUUUAUUGUACAACAAUAAAGUCUUUACGGCGACUGUCGUACAACCGUUACUCAAUUAUUUUAUGUUAAUGAAGAAUAACUUAAGAUUUUAGGAUACUAAGCACAUUGCAGUUUCUUCAACCGGCCUUAAUUCUCCAGGCAUUUUCCAUUGCAUUUUCUCGUUUCAAAGCAACGCAUCAAAAUAUUACAAAAGAUGUUAACAAAGAUAAAUUAUCACUUUCACUUUUAGAUUUUUGAGUAAAAAUUUAAGAAACAUGGAAUCACGAAGCUGGCUGGUUCCUACAUCUACGUUGUGCUUGUAUGGCUUCUUCAAAGAUAUGAAACCAUCGGAAUCCUUCCUAACACCUUUCUUGAACAGUUCAUACAAACACCUCGAUGAGAAAGACAUUUCAGAUAAAAUCUACCCGUACUCGACAUAUGCUUACUUAGUGUUUUUGGUACUCAUGUUUCUGUUGACAGAUUUUCUACGUUAUAAACCGCUCAUUGUCAUUGAGUCACUCGCGUAUCUUUGCACAAGGAUUUUAUUGAUAUGGGGAAACGGAAUUCCCAUGAUGCAACUGAUGCAGGUCACAUACGGUUUGGCAAGUGCUGCAGAAAUCGCGUAUUAUUCUUACAUAUACGCAGUUGUGGUUGAGAGUCGCUAUAGACAAGUGAGCAGUUACACGCGCGUCGCUACGUUGUUGGGGAAAGGACUUUCUGAUGUAAUAGGACAGAUUUUGAUUUCGACUGGCACGACAAACUACUUAGUCUUAAAUUACAUUUCGUUCGGUAGUGUAUCCGUCGCUGUGAUAGUCUCAUUUUUCCUGCCUAAAGUUGGCGGUAACGUAUUUUCACUUAGUGAAAACACGUACCAAGUUUUUGAAAACGAAAGCAGUAGUAGCGCUAAUGUUACUGAAAAUGACCUGGUCGCUAACCGUGAUCAGCUGGAUGGCUUAGACUCUUCUAUUCCUAAAUCAUCCUGUUCUGUUUUGUGGAAGUUAACGUUGAAACGAAUGUUUACUGCGUUCAAGACGUCGUAUAGUAACAAGUAUUUGCUUAUGUGGUCAUUAUGGUGGGCGUUUGCUAUGUGCGGUGGUCUGCAAGUCGAGGACUACGUGAUGAACUUGUGGUCACACAUCACCGGUAGUCACUCUAAAAAAGUUUACAACGGAGGAGUGUUUGCGUGUGGAACUCUCUUUAGCGCGUUGCUUGUUUUUCUGUUUUCUUUGAUUAAAGUGCAAUGGAAUGGCGUCGUUUCUGAAGUUCUGAUUGGUUUAAUUUCGCUGCUAGACACAGGUCUGCUUUUGAUAAUGGCGUAUACAGAGAACGUGUGGAUAGCGUAUGUGAACUACGUCAUCUUCAGAGCAUCUUAUGCGUUCGUAUUGACAGUGGCUAGUUAUCAAAUUGCUCUUUACGUGGAACUUAAAGGUUAUGCUCUUAUUUUUGGUUGGAAUACGUUUAUUGCUCUCGCUAUGCAAAGCCUUCUAACGUUUAUUGUCACUGAUAAAAAUGGUCUUGAUCUGGACAUAAGAAAACAGUUUGUAGUGUAUGGUUGGUACUUUGGUGUAAUUGGAACUACUUUCAUUGCCCGACCGUUUAUCGUUUUCUUAAAGAGAUUUUGUUGUUGUGGAAACGCUAACCAAACGAGAAACAACGACGAGUCGACACCUAGUAGUCCAAUUUGAUGUCGUGUGGAAAAAUUGAGGAGCGUAAAUGCCAUGCAAAACUGUUUUUUAGGUACUUCUUAGUAUUUUUUAAUGUCGAUGACUUUAUUUGCAUCUUAAAUUGUGAGUCUGUCAAAGAGAUGUAUGGUGGGACACCAAUAAUUCGUGUUCAAUUUAAAAAUGGUAACUAAUGAUAAGUUGUACAUAAAUAAAAUUUCCUGUCAAGCA
Hydractinia symbiolongicarpus is the source of this 2029-nucleotide messenger RNA. Its product is annotated as thiamine transporter 2-like. Gene Ontology annotation, cellular component: plasma membrane. Gene Ontology annotation, biological process: vitamin transport; transmembrane transport. NCBI's taxonomy places the organism in Eukaryota, Metazoa, Cnidaria, Hydrozoa, Anthoathecata, Hydractiniidae. The transcript has 3 exons. The record is from RefSeq and is a predicted model, not a curated record. Gene Ontology annotation, molecular function: vitamin transmembrane transporter activity. Bases 413 to 1822 code for a protein of 469 amino acids.